AACCGGGCAACGGAUGGAAGGAUGGUGCAGAUAUUCAUCUCCAGAGGUUCUGAGAAGGGCCGUGUUUAGCAACUUCGUGGAAGUUAACUUCAGUGGGGAGAAGCACCAGAUGGGGGGGGCUUCUUCCAGGGGGUUGCGGAAGUCCCAUUCUGGCCCUCUGCCCCCUCUUCUCUCUUCCCCCUCUCCCUUCUCAGUGCAGGUUUCCCACUCCCCUUCUGUUGCUCUUUAGUUUGACUUUGGGGGGGACUGUGUCGACUUUGGGCGGAACGGAAAACUUCACCUGAGCUCCGAGCGGAGGAGACGAAGAGCUCCAGAGUCAGGCAAGACAACCGUGGGCGGCGCUUUCAAUCUCUGGGUGCAAAGCGAGGUCUUCAGUCGUAGGUGCGAAGGGGCGUGUGGUCGGAGGGCGAUGCCCCUGCCCCGAGCGCCCUUCUGGCUCCUGUGGGCUGGGCUGAGCUCUUUCGUGCCGGGCAGCCGCUGCGGUUCCUCCAGGCACUCCCUGUCCUAUUCCUACCUGAAGGUGUCAGAGUCCAGCCAGAGGCUGCCCCAGUUCAGCUACAUGGUCAACCUGGAUGACCAGCCCAUCGCUCGAUAUAACUUUUCCACCGGGAACAUGGUUCCUCUGGUGCCCUGGAUGGAGGUGGAGGAGGCAAACACAAUUGUGGUACCUGAGAUGGUGUUCACAGCUGACCUGGAGUGGUUAUCAAAACUCAACCCCGGGACUGGAGAGCUUCACACCUGGCAGGUGGUUUUGGGCUGUGAGCUCAGAGAAGAUGGGAGCAAAGGAGGGUUUUUCCGCUAUGGCUACAAUGGGGAGGACUUCAUCAGCUUCCACAAGGAGACCCCCGGAUGGGUGACAGCUCAGCCCCAGGCCCAGAAGGUUAAGGAGAAGUGGGAGAAGGAUCCAGCGAGGUCUGAGAGAAUCAAAUUCUUCCUGGAGAAUAACUGCCUUGAGUGGCUACAGAAAUGCCUCUCCUACCAGAUGGAGGUUGUGAAGAAGACAGAGCCCCCAGUGGGGAAAGUGACCCACAAGGUGAUCAAUGACAGCCUGGAGGUCCUCAUCUGCCAGGCCUUUGGCUUCUACCCCAAGGAGAUCCGGGCCACUUGGAGGAGGAAAAGAGAGGUGGUCAAAUACAAGACCCUCCAUAGGAAUGUGGCCCCCAACUCAGACGGGACCUAUUAUGUCUGGCUCAGAAUUGAGAUCAACCCCAAAGAGAGGAACCAUUUUCAGUGUUACUUGGAGCAUGAGGGCUUGAAGGAGCCCCUGGUCUUGGCCUGGAAGGAGGAAGGAGGUACAAAGUGGUGGAUCACCGUCAUAAUUGUGGCUGCCAUAACCAUGGUACUUUUGAUUCUCUAUCGGAGCUGCAACUGGCUGGGAUGCAGGAAAAUUUUGCAUCGGGAGGACACAAUCUGCUUUAAUCACCGUCAUCUAGAAUAUUCUCCCCUAAUUUAUUGCACAGAAGAUGAGAUUCAGCCACAUGCAAUGCUCCAGCCCAAAUUUACAUCAGAGGAUUGCUGUGGGCAAAAGUCAGAGCUAAGAAAAGGAGAGAGAAGACCUCUGAUGGCUUCCUCGGAUACCUAUUCAGACCACAAAGAAGGACCAGCUCUGGAGAUUUCAGAGUUGGGCCAGGAGGAACAUCUGGAAGAUGCUGCCAAGCAAGGAAUGGAGGAAGGAAUGGAGGAAGAAGUGAGCCCAGGAACCUCAGAGGAACAAGUGGAUAAGCACCUGGUUGGAGAGGAAAGGGGAGAGACACAGCUGCAGCUGAAGGGAUCACAGACCCAGCCAGAAGUUCAGGAUUGAGAAGGAUUGCAGCUGCAGGUGAUCAGGAGGGAUGAGGAGAAACUGCCUCCUCCACCAGAGGACUGAACGGAGGGAGGCGCAGUGGAGGUCGGUGAGGCUACUACGUCACAAGGAGCCAUUUUCCUCAGUCAGUGGGGGUUGCCUAAUGAGUCAGGGCACACAGUCAUCGCUGAUGGAUUGAAGAGGGUUGGCUGCAGGUGGGAGGAGACAAAGUCGUGACGACAUGACAUGCGAUCUCAAUGCUCUGAGAUCACAGUUGCCACUUUUGUCUCUGGGUGGUCCAAACGGACCUAAACCAUCCCG
Messenger RNA from Thamnophis elegans (Western terrestrial garter snake), 2104 nucleotides. RefSeq names its product zinc-alpha-2-glycoprotein-like. The record is from RefSeq and is a predicted model, not a curated record. Gene Ontology annotation, biological process: immune response. Bases 410 to 1801 code for a protein of 463 amino acids. NCBI's taxonomy places the organism in Eukaryota, Metazoa, Chordata, Lepidosauria, Squamata, Natricidae. The transcript has 7 exons. Gene Ontology annotation, cellular component: external side of plasma membrane.